Messenger RNA from Cordyceps fumosorosea ARSEF 2679, 483 nucleotides. RefSeq lists its product as hypothetical. The transcript is spliced from 2 exons. The coding region runs from base 1 to 483 and encodes 160 amino acids. The record is from RefSeq and is a predicted model, not a curated record. NCBI's taxonomy places the organism in Eukaryota, Fungi, Ascomycota, Sordariomycetes, Hypocreales, Cordycipitaceae.
AUGGACUCUGGCUAUUUGGAUGCCUGCACGUUUGGAGACGACGGGGAAUGGGUCGCACGCAAUUUGUUGAAUGCCCGCUCACAAUCACAACUAGCUAAAUCCGCCGGAUUGACGAGUUCAUACCGGUAUCUCGGCUCAAAGAUUGAGGACAGGGGACAGGAUAACCUCGAGUUCUGCGUCCUCGGCCGUCAAGGAAGACACUUUGCACGAUGGCUCAACGGCUCAUCUUGCUGGCAGGCUUCGAAUGAUGCAUUGAGUGCCAAGAUCAAAGAGCACGGCAGCGGUAUCCGCGCCAUGUCAUUUGGAUACGACGACACUUAUUUGCUUUCACACGGGACGGGGCAGCCUCGCUGUGUGAUGGGCUGGGCGCACGAUCUCAAAGGCCACUAUCCUCAGCUGUCUUCGUGGCUCGAGGAGGAGCGGUCUGUCAGCAUCGUGGUAAGUGAGAAGCCGCGCGCGUGGUGUUGCUGCGUAGAGUUCUGA